UCAACAGGUGGAGGCAAAAUAGGCGGCAACUCUUGAACCGGUGGAGGUAAAAUCGAAGGGAGGUCUUGAACCGGCGGAGGUAAAAUCGGAGGGAGAUCUUGAACCGGUGGAGGAAUGAUCGGCGGGAAAUCUUCAACCGGUGGAGGAAAAAUCACGGGAAGGACUGAUGGUGAAGGUGUUGACUGGUCAAUUGGUGGCUCGUUUGUGUCAUCAGGUGGUGGAAACUCCGGUGUAGUUUGGUCAGGCGGUAGUAUCGGAGGUGUGUCUUGAACCGGAGGAGGAAUAAUUGGCGGGAAAUCUUCAACUGGUGGUGGCAAAAUCUCAGGAAGGAUGGGUGGCGGUGGUGUUGACUGGUCAAAAAUUGGUGGCUCGAUUGUUACAUCAGGUGGAGAAAACUCUGGUGUAGUUUGGUCAGGCGGCGAUGGGUUCAGUGGAAAGCUGUCUACUGGUGGUGGUGAAGUUCCAGUGGUUAUAUCCGGCGGUGGAAAUAGUGAAGUUGGUGGUGUUAAUGUAGAGCGAUCUAAUGGCGGAGGAAGGAGGAUAACAGGUGAUGCAGGCGGUGAUAUGGUGGUUCUAUCAGGUGGUGAAAACGAUGUCAUUGGUGGCAUUGGAGGGAGGUCAGAAACCAACGGCGGAGGAGGUGUACCGUUAGAUAUUGGAGUUAUGGCACCUAAAAGAGGAGGAGGUGAACCGGUUAUUCCUGGAGUGCCGCUACCUAAUAAAGGAGGAGAAGAACCAGUGGUUCCCGGACUUCCGCCGCCGAAUAGAGGAGGAGGUGAACCGAUGAUCCCCGGAGCUCCACCGCCUAAAAGAGGAGAUGGUGUUAUCGUAAAUGGUGGCUGUGAAACCGUGCCACCAGGUAAUAGUGGUGGCGGAGAUAACACUAAUGGAAAGGAUGGUGAUGGAAGAGAGGAAGACAAUGGUGGCGGAAGGAGAGCAGAGGGUGGAGGAAGGGGAAGCACGGGAGUAGGUGUAGGUAUGAUUGGAACUGGAGAAGGAGUAGUAGGUGGAGGAAGGGGAAGCACAGGAGUAGGUGGAGGUAGGAUUGAAACUGGAGAAGGAGUAGUAGGUGGAGGAAGGGGAAGCACAGGAGUAGGUGGAGGUAGGAUUGGAACCGGAGAAGGAGUUGCUGAUGGUGUUGGUGGUGGUGGCGUAGUUGGAAAUAAAUGUGGAAAUGGAGGGAGUAGAAUCGGUAUAGGGACAAAAUGGAUAACCGGUGUUACUGGUGGCGAUGGGCAGGGUACUGGUGCAGGUGGAGCCGGUGCUGCGGUGCAAGCAAUACAAGGCUGAGCAGGAGGCGGUGCCGGGGCUGAGACACAAGUAACGCAAGGCGCCGGGGGAGGAGACAGUGUCGGGGCUGUGACGCAAGUAGUACAAGGGACAGGAGGAGGAGGCGAUGGUGGAGGUGGGCAAGGAACAGGGAUUGGCGGUGGUGGUGGUGGUGAUGCUUCUACACAAGUAACACAUGGUGGUGACGGUGGUGGUGGGCAUGGUGUGACAACCGGAGGUGGCAGUGGUGGUGGUGAAAUAGGUGGUGGUAAAGCUUGCGGAGGAGGUAGGAAAGGGUUUUGAGGACAAGGCACAAUUGGGAAGUUCCAUUGACCGCAAGUGCCGAACACGCAUCUGAAGAACACAUCGCAUUUAGUAGCAAAAGCUUCGCCGUUUCUACUUUGGUUUUGUCUUCUGCUUUUGACUCUUCUGUGUCUUUUUCUAACCAAACCUGUCUUGUCUUGGUCUCUGUGUGUCUGUGAAUUAGCUUUUGUGUCUGUUACUAAAACACUAAGCAAAAGCAGUGCAACUAGACAUACUAUUACAACUCGUCUCAUCUCUGUUCUUUUUUUCUUGGUAAUACAUGCAAG
Raphanus sativus (radish) is the source of this 1859-nucleotide messenger RNA. RefSeq lists its product as uncharacterized. NCBI's taxonomy places the organism in Eukaryota, Viridiplantae, Streptophyta, Magnoliopsida, Brassicales, Brassicaceae. The transcript has a single exon. The coding region runs from base 331 to 1290 and encodes 319 amino acids. The record is from RefSeq and is a predicted model, not a curated record.